Molecule: messenger RNA, 279 nt
Organism: Cooperia oncophora
Lineage: Eukaryota; Metazoa; Nematoda; Chromadorea; Rhabditida; Trichostrongylidae
Source: the annotation of a GenBank genome assembly
AAGAUCAAUGCCGAUUACAAAAAGAAUUUGUUGAAUCUCAAGAACAUCUUGCUUAUCAAAUUCACAAAGGAUCAUAUGGUCGUGCCAAAGGAGUCCUCGUGGUUCGGAUAUUUCAAAGAAGGAGACCUAGAGACGAUAGUACCGAUGAACGAAACGACAUUAUACACAGAGGACCGAAUCGGCUUGAAAAAACUACAAGAAACGGGUCGACUGCAUUUUCUCGAAGUAGAGGGCGAUCAUUUGAGGAUCAGCACUGAAGAGUGCAUUUUCUCGAAGUAG